AUCUCGCAUUUCGUCUCGCUACUCGUCUCGCGUCCCGUCGCUUCCGAUCACUCCGAGCCUGGCCGUUCGUCCUUUCGCACGUUCAUGCCACGAUCCUGGGGGAUUUGGUUGACGACGAAGAGGAGCAGGACGAGAAGAAGGAGUAAUAUGGUGGGGAUAGUGGGAUUGUAGGAAGAGAACGUUGGGUAGAGGUGGGACGGAGGAACGAAGAGUUCGAAGCGCACGAGCGCUUCAGUCGCCGCUGUAACCUCCGAACUAAAAGGACGUGCGUGCGCGUACCAUCCGGCUUUCUUGCCUUCGCUUCUCGUUCGAUUCGAUGUCGCUGAUCGCACAACAAUCUAAUUUUCUCGCCUACGGAACCCUACAGGGACCUCGAGGCCCUUCGAAAAGUGUACUGAAAAGAGUUAUUAUUAGUGAAAAGAUUAGAAAGAAGAGCUCAAACGGUGUAGGAGCUCAGCCAAGUGAAUAUAUAAAUAAAGAGCGAUUUCGUUCGCCGGAUUCUACUUUGGGAUUUCUACUUUGAAGAAAGAAUUUAUAAAGAAAAGAGAAGAAUAAGAGCGGACAAGAAAGCGAGCGCUCUUAAGCGCUCUUUAAGAUGCUGGCUUCCAACACGAAUCAGUACCUAUGUCCGGAUUAUUUAACUCCUCUACCAACUACGCUAGAUGCAAAGAAGAGUCCUCUCGCUCUGCUCGCACAGACCUGUAGCCAGAUCGGAGCAGAUCCACCAUCAAGCAGAUCUCUAUUGAGCAACUCGGAUAAAUCAUCGAAAUCGUCAAAAUCUAAUCGUGAUCACUCACGCGAGAGAAGUUCACCAUCAAGGCGAACUCCAACGAACGAUGUAAUUGGUAGAUCAAAUUCAAAAAAUUCUCACGAAUCCUUUGGCCGUGAAAAAACCUCCAGUCCGGAAGAUCAGCAACGAUCGGCGUCCAGUCAUUCGACAUCCGCUCGUUCCAGAACACCAGGAAAUAAUAAUAACAAAAGAUGUUCGAGCAAUCAGAGUGCUUCCUCGACCCGUGCAGUGACUCCACAAGGAAGAAAAACAACUACACCGGAAGGUGCCGUAUAUAUUGGCGAAGCAAGUCCAAACGAUGGAAUCUCAACGAGUUCCUCUACUCGAGGACCUCGCCAUGAUAGCCCUACAAUAAGGCCAAAUUCCUACAGCCCUGCCGGAGUAUUAGCUAUGACGGAUCCAUCGAUCAAGGAUCUACCACUCGGUACCUUCAAGCUCGGUCUACCUCCUUCGACAAGUUCAGCUUAUCACUUAGCCUAUGGUGGUUCGCAAUUACCAAUAGACGUUAUGUCAGCUGGUAGCUCGCUAUUGUCUCCGCAUCAGCACGCACUGAAAAGUGGGCUCAUAGGUAACCCAACGAAUCCGUAUCUGGCUUACAGUAGUCGUUUGAAAUCAUCGUCCAGCAGUGGGACCGAUGCAUCGUCCAUAGGUCUUUGUCGGGAUCCCUAUUGCACUGGUUGUCAACUGAACUCUCACCUCUUAGCUGCUGCAGCAGCAGCCGCUAUUGCAGCAACUACCGGAACGAGCGUUCCUCAACAAGCGAGCAUUCAGGCGAACGGUAAACUCUCAACGAGUCCAAUUCCAGCUCCUUCAACAGUUUCUUCUUCUUCGUCUACUUCUUGCCCAUCCGGUUGCGUCCAGUGUGAUCAUAAAUCUGGAUCCGGCUCGCCUUACGGCUCCGGAAUGUCAACGGCUGCUGCAGCUAGCGUCGCAGCGGCUGCCUACGCCCACGCGCAAUUGAGUGCUCUCGCUGCUGCUUCGCAGCUUCCGUAUGUCUGCAACUGGAUGGCUGGUGACACCGUUUACUGUGGCAAACGCUUUGGCACCUCGGAGGAGCUCCUUCAACAUCUCAGAAGCCAUACGAAUGCUUCCGUUUCGAAUUCCGUUAGCACUACCGAUCCUUCCAACGCUGCUGCCGCUGCCGUGGCCACUGCAACGGCACUUUCAAUGCUCUCACCUCCUCUACCACCACCUCCGCCACAUUCUUUAGCCUUACCAUCCACACAUCCUUUUUUUUCAAGAACUUAUCCUACACCACCGCUCAGUCCACUUGCUACGGCACGUUAUCAUCCUUACGGGAAACCCGCACCACCAAUGAUACCUCAUUCACUUUCGUCUCUUGCUUUUCCUUUACCUCCAACCCAUCCCGCUCAUGUAUUACCACCUCCAUCUCAUCCACACCCGCAUUACUUCUCACCGUACUCGCUUUACGCCGCACCAAGGCUUGGUGCGGCAUCCGGACUUCAUCAAUGAGGAGAAAAACAAAGCCAGUUAUUCUCGAGAUUCUGUUUCGACUGAUCGAAAGAGCCCCCGACUGUGAUUUUUUCUCUACAAAGAUGAGCGAGAGAGAAAAAGAGAAAAAGAGAGAGAGAAAGAUUGUAAGAGAUUACAUUUUUGUCUAUUAAAGCCCAAAGACGCGAUUAUGCUUUCUUACCAUGUAUCUAUUAAAUUUUUAAAUGUGUAUGUUUUUCUUGUUCAUUCUCUUUAUCCCUUGUCUCUUUCUGCUUCUCUCUUUCCUCUUUCUCUCUCUCUCUCUCUCUCUCUCUCUCUCUCUCUCUCUCUUUCUCUCUCUCACCCUCACCCUCUCUCUCACUCUCUCUCUUUCUCUCUCUUUUGCUCAUACGCGACCUUUUCUGUACAUUUGUUCAUACAUAUUAUCAUUGUACGCGUUUCUGCGUAUAUUAAAGAGAUCUACGACGACGUAAAAGAAAUACUCAUAAAUUUCUGUGUCCGUCUAUCUUUCGAGAAAAAUAGAAAUUCAUGCGAUCACUGGAUAUAUCGUAUAUACGUAUACAUAUAUAUAUAGGGUGUUUACACUUUGGUGGUACAAUCGGAAAAGGGUUAUACUUACACACAACCUCAUAUUUACACCUACGUCUAAUAUAUUUCACUGCAGUUUUUGUUAUCGUUAAGUAUAUAAAAAUUGUUUAUUGGAAAUGAUUAGCCAUGAUAUCAACGAUAUUCAUAAAUAAAAAUAUAAUAAAAACAAAUCUACGGCAUAGUCAUGUGUAAAUACGUAUAUAUAUAUAUAAGAAUCUUCAACGAAUUGAUUUAUUUGGAAAUGAAACUUUAUACAAAUAAUAUCACUCUCUACAUUUUCUACUUGUUCUUUUCACAUAAAUUUAUUCGCCCACCCUUCUGACUGUACCAAAAUAUUUGAAAUAUCCUAUAUGUGUAUAUAUAUGUAUAUAUGUAUAUAUAAUAUAUAUAUAUACAUAUAUAUAUAAACAUAUAUAUAUAUGUAUGUGUAUACAUAUCUACAUUGUGCCGCAUCUAUUUUUGCGUAACCAAAGUUUUAGUAUAUAUCGCGUGACGCUUUUAACUUGCGUCUUCGAUAUUCUAUUAACUAAGGAAGAAACGAAGAUCGAAUGUUAGAAAAUAUUAUCUGUAAAUAGAUUUAUUAUUCUAGUAUGAUAAAAUUAUAAAACGCGAUCGCAGACAUUGUGAAUGUCGAGAUUCUAUCGCCUAGACAUUAGUAUCUUCGAUGGAUGUGGUGGGAUUUUUGUAUUUUUCAAGUUAUCGUUGUUCUAUGUUAUUUGAUCUCCCAUUGGUACUUUUUAAAAUCGAAAUACGAGGAACUAUUGAGAGAA
Vespa crabro (European hornet) is the source of this 3600-nucleotide messenger RNA. RefSeq names its product zinc finger protein Elbow. Lineage: Eukaryota; Metazoa; Arthropoda; Insecta; Hymenoptera; Vespidae. Bases 596 to 2263 code for a protein of 555 amino acids. Gene Ontology annotation, cellular component: nucleus. Gene Ontology annotation, biological process: negative regulation of DNA-templated transcription. The transcript has 2 exons. The record is from RefSeq and is a predicted model, not a curated record.